AAGGCUCGGGGGACCAGGACGAGAGGAGGAGGAGGAGGAGGGGAGGAAGAAAGAGAAUCACAGCUGUUGCUGGUGCUGCUGGUCUUGCUCGCUUGCUGUGCUGAGGUCGAGGUUUGCGUUGGGUAGCUCGCUAGAUCUCCAGCAGCUGAUGCCGAUGCUGCUGCCUCUUGCUUCUUUCCGACGACGUGCAUCGAGCUUUGAAUCGUCUUGUUCUGUGUCGAAGCUGCGGCGGUCAAUCACGCAGAGCCUGGAGAUUUGGCGAAGCUACUGAGCCUCCCGCGCUAGAGAGAGAGAGAGAGAGAGAGAGAGAGAGAGAGAGAGAGAUCGGAUUUAUUGUGAAGAGGGAAAAUUGCGACGGACGAUCGCUAGAGAAAGACAGUUCACAAUCUGAGAGAGAGAGAGAGAGAGAGAGAGAGAGAGAGAGAGAGAGAGAGAGAGAGAGAGAGAGAGAGAGAGAGAGAGAGAGAGAGAGAGAGAGAGAGAGAGAGAGAGAGAGAGAGAGAGAGAGAGAGAGAUCUCCAGUACUGGUGUUUGGUUUGUGCAGGAAGAUGGAAUGUGAGUGAGGAGGAAAGAGGAGGACGAGAGGGGGCGAGGGAAAGGAGACUGAAGAUUUUGUGGACAGCGUGGGACUCUCGCGGAGGCCUGCCUCGCGGGGCUAUGAGUCGCGGGUCAGGAAGGACGGCAAAUGUGUAUGCUACUGGCGUGGAAAGCAGGGCGCAGGCUUGAGGAGGAGGCCGAGAGGAAGGCGCAUUUGCCGAGCCUGUUAGACGAGGUGAAGUAUCGAAGGAGGCUACUGGCGUGGAAAGCAGGGCGCAGGCUUGAGGAGGAGGCCGAGAGGAAGGCGCAUUUGCCGAGCCUGUUAGACGAGGUGAAGUAUCGAAGGAGGCCGAGGAGGGGAGAAGAAUGACAUGAGGAAUCGAGAGUUGGCGCAGGUGGUAAAAACCUGUCGCCACUGGAUGAGUAGCCGAAGUUGCACAAGCGAGCAAGUGCUGUUAGCGACAGUGGUAUCGUUACACGGGGAAAUAAGGCUGGAAGAGUGUAUUAGAAGGGCAGGUUGAUCUAUCGCUGGAAACGAACUCUGGAAUCUCUGGAAAAGACUAGUCAUGCAGCAUCCUUGGUUCCUCGAUAGAGUGUGGCUGCUGUUGCUGUUGCUUCUUCAUGGUCCGGUGUAUACUCGGGCCAAUUAUGAAGGUGACGCACUUCAUGCAUUAAGACAAGCUCUCGAAGAUCCAAGUCAGGUGCUACAAAGUUGGGAUCCCUCACUAGUGAAUCCAUGCACAUGGUUUCACGUUACCUGCAAUACAGAGAACAAUGUCGUUCGAGUGGAUUUGGGCAAUGCCAUGCUUUCAGGAGGUUUGGUGCCUCAGCUGGGUAUCCUUACACAGCUCCAGUACUUGGAGUUGUAUAGCAAUAACAUUUCUGGAAAUAUUCCCAAGGAGUUGGGUAAUCUAACUAAUCUAGUCAGUCUUGAUUUGUAUCAAAAUCGGUUUACGGGGCCAAUUCCAGAGGAGCUUGGGAAGCUGCAGAUGCUGAGAUUUCUUCGAUUGAACAACAACUCCUUGACAGACCAGAUACCAAUGUCCCUUACGGAAAUUACCGGCUUACAAGUGCUUGAUCUGUCAAAUAAUAAUCUCAGCGGUGAAGUUCCAACUAAUGGAUCUUUCUCUCUUUUCACCCCUAUCAGUUUCAACGGGAAUCCUGAUCUUUGUGGCGCGGCUGUUGGAAAACAAUGUGAAGGCGGACCUCCGCUAUCUCCACCACCUCCCGUGCAAGCCCCUCCUUCACCACCUACUGCUAAUCCAAAUCCGUCUUCUCAGACUGGCGCAAUCGCCGGUGGAGUCGCAGCCGGUGCGGCUCUUCUCUUUGCCGCUCCCGCUAUCGGCUUUGCAUGGUGGAGGCGCCGUCGACCUCAAGAAGCCUUUUUCGAUGUCCCAGCUGAAGAAGAUCCAGAAGUCCAUUUAGGACAAUUGAAGCGAUUUUCACUUCGGGAACUGCAAGUCGCUACUGAUAACUUCAACAACAAGAACAUUUUGGGGAGAGGAGGGUUUGGUAAGGUGUACAAGGGUCGUCUGGCUGACGGCUCCUUGGUAGCCGUGAAGCGCCUCAAGGAGGAACGCAGUCCGGGUGGUGAGCUACAGUUUCAAACUGAGGUUGAGAUGAUUAGUAUGGCAGUACAUCGCAACCUGCUCCGGCUCCGAGGGUUUUGUAUGACCCCCACCGAACGGCUGCUUGUAUAUCCCUUCAUGCCAAAUGGCAGUGUGGCAUCGCGCCUUCGAGAACGUAGGUCAGAAGAUGCACCUCUGGACUGGCCAACGCGGAAGCGUAUUUCUCUGGGAUCGGCUCGGGGCUUGUCGUAUUUGCAUGAUCACUGUGAUCCAAAAAUCAUACAUCGUGAUGUCAAGGCCGCCAACAUUUUGCUGGACGAGGAGUUCGAGGCCGUGGUCGGUGAUUUCGGGCUCGCAAAGCUCAUGGACUACAAGGACACUCAUGUGACGACUGCAGUUCGCGGAACCAUAGGUCAUAUUGCACCAGAGUACUUGUCCACGGGAAAAUCCUCCGAGAAAACGGACGUCUUCGGAUUUGGAAUCAUGCUUCUGGAGCUGAUCACCGGACAGCGGGCGUUUGACCUGGCACGCCUCGCUAACGACGACGAUGUUAUGCUUCUCGACUGGGUCAAAGGCCUUCUCCGAGAGAAAAAGGUUGAAUUUUUAGUGGAUCCCGAUUUGCUAGAGUACGACAAAGUCGAGGUGGAGCAGCUUAUUCAGGUAGCUCUACUAUGUACACAAAGCUCGCCGAUGGACCGACCGAAGAUGGCAGAGGUGGUGCGCAUGCUCUCAGGAGAUGGGUUAGCGGAGCGAUGGGAGGAAUGGCAGAAAGUGGAAGUGAUCCGCAGUCAAGAAGUCGAAAUGGUUCCUCAUAGAACAUCUGAAUGGAUCGUGGACUCCACAGAUAAUCUCCAUGCAGUCGAACUGUCAGGCCCAAGAUAGUUCCCAAACCCCAUUUUGCUUUUCUUUCAAAUUUAUAUCUUAUAAAGUUUACCCGUAACUUUGAACUGCAGCCUGUUCAGCAUGCUUGCUCCUGCCGCUCCUCUUGCUUCUAGUAUCUCACUAAUGCAGCACACGGUAGCCACUUACCAGUUAAAUUGUUUGGCAAAUUUUGAAGAAACACACAGCGGCCACGCACUGGUAGAUUGAUGGAUUCUACUUGUAGUUAUCUCCCUGCCACGUUAGGGACUUCUUAAUAGUCUACCAUGCCUAGAGAUCUCGAAAGAGCAAGAGAGGAGAAGAACGAGAGCUCACUUCAACACGGAAGAAAACAAGGAUUGCUUGAUUUACUACCUCCUUCGUAGACCACUAUUAGCGCACAUAGGAGAGCCUCCAAUUCAAAGAUCAGAUCCAGCUGUCCUUCGAAAAGGAUUUGCUUUCACCCUAUUAGUGCUUGUUUUCCUUAAAGCAAGUUCGGCAUUCAGGCACCACAAAAUCAUCUGGUCUAUGAACGUAGAAAGGGCCAUUGUAUGACCAAGGUAGAUUACUUUCUGAGCUGGGUGCGGGUCCAGACUACGGCUGUACAACCUCUGACACUCCACUCGCGCCGCUCAGUCACUUUGCCAGACCAUGUUUCCAAGAUUUUAUUUCUUACCACGUAGGGGCAAUUGAAGCCCUUCUCCUGUGAAUGAAAGACGUUUAUGUGGCUGUAUCACAAUACUCU
Marchantia polymorpha subsp. ruderalis is the source of this 3708-nucleotide messenger RNA. Lineage: Eukaryota; Viridiplantae; Streptophyta; Marchantiopsida; Marchantiales; Marchantiaceae. The record is from the annotation of a GenBank genome assembly.